ACCCCUCCAUCCACCUCAUUCAGCUCCUCUCCCGUGUUCCCACCCAGCGCUUCGCUCGGCUCGGCUGUAAUGACGCCGGAGCAGGCCUGCCACCAACCUCCGUCGUUGUGCAGCCUACUACGCCGCCUGCCCCUUCUCAUCCUCCCCUUCUCCCUCCUCCUCAACCUCCUCCUCUUGUUUCCGCCGCCGGUCACGCGGAAUACUCCUCCAGGAAUCGAGCCGCAUCGGCUCCAGCUCCUCACCUGGACUCACGACGCCGCGGCGGAGGCCGAGGCGGUAGCCGCAGUCAACUGCUCCGGCCACGGCCGCGCCUUCUUGGAUGGCUUGAUCGCCAGCGACGGGCGUUCGUCCUGCGAGUGCAACACGUGCUACCGCGGCCGCGACUGCUCCCUGCUCUUGCCCAAUUGCGCCGCCGACGCCGACAGCGGGGAUCCACUAUUUUUGGAGCCGUACUGGCAGCAGCACGCUGCGCUCAGCGCUGUCGUCGUCUCCGGAUGGCACCGGAUGAGCUACCGUACCAACGGCGACAACUUCAUCUCCCUCCAGCUGGAAACUCACUUGCGCCUUCUCCACGAAGCAGUGGGAAACGCCGUCACCGACGGCAAGUUCAUCGUCUUCGGAUCCGGGUCCACUCAGCUCUUCAACGCCCUCAUCCGCUCGCUCUCCCCCGACAACGAUUCUUCAUCCUCCUCCCUUUCCAACGUCGUCGCCAGCGCUCCUUACUAUCCGAUGUACAAGGCGCAAACAGACUUGCUCGAUGGCAGAGAGUUCGAGUGGGAAGGAUUGACGUCUGACUGGGCGAACGCAUCUUCAUCUCCGUCGCCAUCGGCAAACUUCAUCGAGUUCGUCACGUCCCCGAACAACCCUGAAGGCACCCUGAAACGACCCGUCCUCCCCGGAUCGACAGUCAUUCACGAUCACGCUUACUACUGGCCUCACUACUCUGCAAUUCCGGCUCCAUCAGACGAGGACAUCAUGGUCUUCACUGAUUCUAAGCUCUCCGGCCACGCCAGCAGCAGAUUUGGGUGGGUGGUGAUAAAGGAUAAAGGAGUGUACCAGAAACUUAACCGAUAUUUGCAGCUGAACUCCAUGGGAGUUUCUCGAGACACUCAACUGAGAGUCCUGAAGCUUGUCAAAGUUAUAAUUGCAAAGGUGAAGAAACAAGAUGAUAUAUUUGAUUUUGGUUAUACGACGUUGAGUGAGAGGUGGAGCAAGCUGAACAAGAUUUUAUCUUCUUCCACUCGCUUCUCGCUCCAAAAGCUCCCUCCUCAGUAUUGCUCCUACUUCAACAAGAUCAGAGACCCCUCUCCAGCUUUUGGUUGGGUGAAAUGUGAGAGGGAGGAAGACAAAGACUGCGCUGCUGUGCUACUAAAAGCCGGCAUCAUAUCGCGAACCGGCAUAAUCUUCGAAGCAGGAAGUCGAUACACACGACUAAGUCUGAUCAAGACGGAGGAUGAUAUGGACUUACUGUUGCAGCGAUUUGAAUCUCUCGUUUCUCAGGAGGAGCCUGCAGUACUCGUAGCUAGCUAGCUAGCCUCAUCUCUAGCACACGUUGAUGCGAUUAAGUUGAUUUUAUUUGUUGAAUAAUUCAGAUCGAUCAACUAGCACAUAUAUAUACAUUCAUAAUCAAGAAUGUGAGUGAACUCUGUUCACACAAGUGUUGGACAUUUAUUAGAUCCUGCAUUAGGAAAAUUGUAUGCGUUAAUAAUGUCAGAUGUGGCAUGUGUAGCAUACUCAGUUUGUUUGUUGUAUCGUAUAAUUAAUUUAUAUAUGCUUGUAUUAAA
Zingiber officinale is the source of this 1784-nucleotide messenger RNA. Its product is annotated as tryptophan aminotransferase-related protein 3-like. Gene Ontology annotation, biological process: amino acid metabolic process. Gene Ontology annotation, molecular function: carbon-sulfur lyase activity; transaminase activity. The record is from RefSeq and is a predicted model, not a curated record. The transcript has 5 exons. NCBI's taxonomy places the organism in Eukaryota, Viridiplantae, Streptophyta, Magnoliopsida, Zingiberales, Zingiberaceae. The coding region runs from base 70 to 1530 and encodes 486 amino acids.